AUGCCCAGACAACAGGAGUUCAUCUGUGGCCUCUCGUACGAGGUGACCAUAGCAGUUCUCCCCAGACUGAACAUGGAGGAGCUGAUGUUUGAACUCAACAGAAGGGUUCAAGUCCUGGACAAAGAGAACAGCAUCAAGGACAGGCUGGUCAGUAUCCUUAGGGACGUGAUGUUGGAGGAAUACCGUCAGUUGCAAAGUAUGUCUGAAGUACGUUCUCCAGACAAAACGAACAUACCCGUGCAAGACCAGGAGACAGCUACCAUGCAAGAGAACGUUCUGACAGCAUACGCAGAAACAACGUCAUCAGAGACUUCAAGUCCUGAUGCCUCACAGCAGAGUUCUGGACUGGACAUUGUGAUCAAGAAGGAAAGUGAUACAAGCAGUGACUUACUCGUACAUACAAAGGAGCCCGGGUUUGAUACAGAGCAGGAUUGUGAGAACAUUGCAACCCUUCCUCAAGACAACAACUCACAAAUAAAUGCUCAGCGCUACGUGUGUGACGUCUGCGGAUUCCACACAACACACGCACGCUAUCUCUCCCAGCAUAAGAAACGUCACAAAGGAGAAAAGCCUUUCAUGUGCGGCGAAUGUGGUUACAGGGCAUGUCAUGAGCGUCGUCUUGUCGAACACAUGAGAACACACACCGAGAAACCAUUCAAGUGUGAUCAAUGCAACUACAAGACGUCAUUUAAAAGUAUUCUCGUCGAGCAUAUGAAAAGACACACAGACGAAAAACCUUACAGCUGUGAUAUCUGUGACUACAAGGCCUAUAGAAAGUCAAAAUUAGAGAUACACAUGAUGUGCCACUUUGGUGUCAAGCCCUACAAGUGUGAAGAAUGUGAGUAUCGAACAGCUGACAAGGCCAAUCUUUACAAACACAGGAGGCUUCACACCGGUGAGAGACCCUUCAGUUGUCAAGAGUGUGACUACAAGGCAAGACAAAAGAUCAACCUCAUCAGGCAUAUGAAAAGGAAACACCUGUGA
Branchiostoma floridae (Florida lancelet) is the source of this 984-nucleotide messenger RNA. RefSeq names its product zinc finger protein 436-like. Gene Ontology annotation, molecular function: RNA polymerase II transcription regulatory region sequence-specific DNA binding; DNA-binding transcription factor activity, RNA polymerase II-specific. The transcript is spliced from 2 exons. The coding region runs from base 1 to 984 and encodes 327 amino acids. Gene Ontology annotation, biological process: regulation of transcription by RNA polymerase II. Gene Ontology annotation, cellular component: nucleus. The record is from RefSeq and is a predicted model, not a curated record. Lineage: Eukaryota; Metazoa; Chordata; Leptocardii; Amphioxiformes; Branchiostomatidae.